GACUCCUGCCCCCGGGCCGCGAGGGAAGUUUUCCAAGCACGGGGCGAAAGGGGGUGGGGGCGAGCUCUAGGCUGGGGAAGCCUCUUCCCUCCUCCCCUCGCCUGGAAGAACAACCGGGAUAUUCACGCGGAGCGGCGCGAUGCCAGGGAAACUCCUCCAGGGGGACCGCGCGGAGAGGCUGCCGAGCCUGCAACCUGCCUUUAAAAGCCCCGCACACGAGAGCCGCCGCUCCGCACAGGCGAGCCGGGGCGCCUGCGAUGAGGCCAGCCGCGUGCUCCUGGGGCCUGGGGCUCCUGCUGGCCGCCGCUCAGCUCUCCCGCCAGCAGCAGCCGCAAAAGAGGCCUGCUUUUACAUGUGGAGGAAUUCUGUCUGGAGAGUCAGGGUUUAUUGGGAGUGAAGGAUUCCCUGGAGUUUACCCUCCAAACAGCAAAUGUACUUGGAAAAUCACAGUGCCUGAAGGAAAGGUGGUAGUUCUGUCUUUUAGAUACAUAGACUUGGAAAGUGACAACUUGUGCAGAUAUGACUUUGUGGAUGUUUACAGUGGUCAUGCCAAUGGACAACGCCUGGGCAGGUUCUGUGGUACUUUCAAACCAGGUGCCCUUGUGGCCAAUGGCAAUAAGAUGUUGGUACAAAUGAUUUCAGAUGCGAACACAGCUGGAAAUGGAUUCAUUGCUAUGUUUUCUGCAGCAGAGCCACAUGAAAGAGGGGAUCAGUACUGUGGUGGACGAUUAGACAAGCCUUCUGGGUCCUUCAGAACUCCUAAUUGGCCAGAUCGAGAUUACCCAGCAGGAGUCACUUGCUCGUGGCAUAUUGUAGCCCCAAAGAAUCAGGUCAUAGAGUUAAAGUUUGAGAAGUUUGAUGUGGAGAGAGAUAACUACUGCAGAUAUGAUUUUGUGGCAGUAUUUAAUGGUGGGGAAAUCAAUGAUGCUAAAAGAAUUGGGAAAUACUGUGGAGAUAGUCCACCUGCGCCCAUUAUAUCUGAACAAAACGAGUUGCUCAUUCAGUUCUUGUCUGAUUUAAGUUUAACUGCUGAUGGCUUUAUUGGUCACUAUAAAUUCAGAGCCAAAAAGUUACCCACAACCACAGCUCCAGCUACGACCACUCCCCCUGCAACAGCAACUUUGAAACCUACAGUUGCCCUCUGCCAGCAAAAAUGUAGAAGGAAUGGGACUCUUGAGAGCAAUUACUGUUCAAGUAACUUUGUAAUAACAGGAACUGCUAUCACAGCAGUCACACGGGACGGCAGCUUACAUGCAACAAUAUCAAUCAUAAAUGUAUAUAAGGAAGGAAAUUUAGCAAUCCAGCAAGCAGGCAAGAAUAUGAGUGCCAAGAUCAUUGUUGUUUGUAAGCAGUGCCCUCUCAUCAGGAGAGGUCUAAACUACAUCAUCAUGGGCCAGCUGGAAGAAGAUGGCAGAGGUAAAAUCCUGCCCAACAACUUUAUCAUGAGCUUCAAGACUAAGAACCAAAAGAUCCUGAACACCUUGAAAAACAAACGAUGUUAAAAUGUGAAUCCUGUACUUGCAUUCUGUCAUCUCUUUGUGAGGGACAAUUUUCAUACAGUAGAAAAUCAGGAAGAUAAAAUUGACCAUAACCAAGAAGAUCUUGUCAGUCUACUGUCCCUUACGUAUAACCAUGUAACUGGCACUGUCAAUUACAUAAAUAUAUAGAGAAUAGAUUCCUAAUUUUAAACUGCAAGAUUUGCAGCAUAACCAUCUGAUCUGAAGCAUACCAAAUUCUGACUCCUUUGAAGCUGUUAAUUUAUACUUGUCUCAGAAGGGUUUUUUUAGGAAUGAGUUAUGUGCAGAUAUAAAAUAAGAAUAAGUGCAAUAUUUAUAGUAAUUCAUUUUAACUUAGCUUUUUCUUCUAAAGUUGUUUUAUUAUAUGGGUUCUUGCAUUAUUAUCUAUGCUUAAUAAAAUAUUUUAAAACCUCA
Chelonoidis abingdonii (Abingdon island giant tortoise) is the source of this 1931-nucleotide messenger RNA. RefSeq names its product procollagen C-endopeptidase enhancer 2 (gene PCOLCE2). Gene Ontology annotation, molecular function: peptidase activator activity; collagen binding; protein binding. NCBI's taxonomy places the organism in Eukaryota, Metazoa, Chordata, Testudines, Testudinidae. The record is from RefSeq and is a predicted model, not a curated record.